This is a messenger RNA of Trichoplusia ni (cabbage looper), 1493 nucleotides long. RefSeq names its product retinol dehydrogenase 13-like. Bases 204 to 1172 code for a protein of 322 amino acids. The transcript is spliced from 6 exons. The record is from RefSeq and is a predicted model, not a curated record. NCBI's taxonomy places the organism in Eukaryota, Metazoa, Arthropoda, Insecta, Lepidoptera, Noctuidae.
CUUGUGACACCUGUCAUCACCUGUGUGCUCGCCUCCCUCGCUUGUUUCGUUCAUUCGUGAGUUCGUCGUACCUGUGAUACGUGUGACAUAAAUCGAAGUUUAGUGUCUGUGUAUGAACCCGGUUGUAUUUAAAAUACAUACUUUACACUAUUUGCGAAAGUAUAUAAAAGUUAAUACUACAGUAUAAUAAUCAGACCAAUCAAAUGCCUCUGUUCAGUGGAAAAUGUUUGAGCACAGCCAAGCUGAUUGGCAAGACCGCAUUAGUUACUGGAUGCAAUACUGGUAUAGGGAAGGAAACAGUCAUGGACUUUUAUAAAAGAGGCGCCAAGGUGAUAAUGGCAUGUCGUAGUUUAGACAAAGCUGAAGCAGCAAAGUCUGAUAUAGAGAAGAAAUGCAAGGAUUUGCCAGACACUGGCAACAUUGUAGUUGAGAAAUGUGACCUUUCAUCUUUAAACUCAGUUCGAGAAUUUGCAAAAAAGGUUCUAGAUACAGAACCACAGAUAAAUAUUCUGGUGAAUAAUGCUGGAGUGAUGAUGUGCCCUAAGGGGGAGACUGAGGAUGGUUUUGAGACACAGUUCGGGACCAACCACCUCGCACACUUUCUUCUGACACUGUUACUAUUACCGCGCAUCAGGAAUAGUACUCCGGCACGGAUAGUGACUGUCUCUUCAGCAGCACACACAAGAUACGGGAUUAAUUUCGACGACCUCAACUACAAGAAGAGGUCAUACAGUGCUGCGGAAGCAUACUCUCAAAGUAAAAUUGCCAAUGUGUUGUUCUCACAAGAGCUGGCAGCUAGACUUAAAGAGCACGGGAUCGAAGGCAUCAACACAUACAGCCUGCACCCCGGCGUAAUAAAGACAGAGCUUGGACGUCAUCUUGACGACACCUUGUUCUGGGGAGCGCGUAAAACUUUCGGCAUCUUCAUCGGACCUUUCAUGAAGACUCCCGAGAGCGGCGCGCAGACCACCAUAUACUGUGCUGUUGAUGAAAAAUGUGCGGCUGAGACUGGGUUGUACUACAGCGACUGCGUAGUGAAGAGGCCAUCCUCGAAUGGAUCGAACAAAGAAUACGCGAAGAAGCUUUGGGAGAUGUCCGCGGAAAUGGUGAAGCUUGGAGAUUACAACCCGUUCACAGCUAACGACCCCGGAGUGAAGACAUUGGGACAGUAACAAUACUAAUAUAUUAGUACCAAGUAUGGUGUACAUUGUAUGGAGUGUACCUACUUCUUUAAGUGGUGACCAACAACUUGAUUUAUUCUCUCGUAUAUUGUUAUAAGGCCUAGAGGAGACAGUCACAAUGAAAAGGUGUCGUCAUGAAAUGAGGUCCUUUAUGAACUGCAACGCAACAACGGCCAAAAUUUUUGUAUUUUAAUACACUAGAGAAAAACAUUUAUGAAUAAUAAGUUGCUGGUCACUUUACGUUAAUAUUAAUACAAUACUCAUAAAAGUUUACAAUACUGCCAUUUUAUAAAGAUUAUAAUAAGUAAAAAA